AUGACAGCGAUCAUGUCUCAAGACGAGGUCAAGGCUAACGGAUGGACCGCCGUCCCCGUCGACGCGGGCAAGAUCUUCGGCGACAAACCAUUCCUCCACGAACCCACGUACAUCUCGGUCAAAGACAUCAAAAUCCCCUCCGAAGACCCGGUGGUAGCCCAGACAAUCAAAUACGCCAAAGAACGACUCCACGCCCCAACCUUCAACCACUCGAUGCGUGUCUUCUACUAUGGAAUGGCGAUAACAAAACAACAGUUCCCCGAAAAAGCAGCCACCUUCUCCCCGGCAACGUGGGCCCUCACCUGCCUCCUCCACGACAUCGGCACGGCCGAGGAGAACCUCGCCACAACCCGCAUGUCCUUCGACAUCUACGGAGGCAUCAAGGCCCUCGGCGUGCUCAAGGACCACUGCGCCCGCUCAGACCAGGCGGAGGCCGUGUGCGAGGCCAUCAUCCGGCACCAGGACAUGGGCGUGGACGGGACGAUCACGUAUCUCGGCCAGCUGAUCCAGCUGGCGACGUUGUACGACAACGUCGGCCGGCACCCGAACGUGAAGGAGUUCGACAGGAUGAUUCAUGAGGCGACGCGGAGGGAGAUUAACGAGGCGCAUCCGAGGCUUGGGUGGUGUUCGUUCUUUGCCGGGACGAUUCGGAAGGAGGAGGGGAUUAAGCCGUGGUGUCAUUCUACGCAUAUCGUGGAUUUUGAUAAAGAUAUCGAGAGCAACACGUUGAUGAAGGAAUGGGAGUAG
Molecule: messenger RNA, 747 nt
Organism: Colletotrichum karsti
Lineage: Eukaryota; Fungi; Ascomycota; Sordariomycetes; Glomerellales; Glomerellaceae
Exons: 2
Coding region: 1-747 (248 amino acids)
Source: RefSeq, a predicted model, not a curated record